UGGGGGUGAGGUAUUAAAAGGGAGUGUUGAGGGAGGGGAUUGAGAACAACUGAAUCUGUGUCCACAUCUGUGUGAGCAAGCUAUCUGCCUCCAUCUCUCUCGAUCUCUCUCUGUCCUUAGUGUCUCUCUCCUCUUUAUUUCAUUCUAGUUCUAUUUCUUUCAUCUCCUGUCUCUGUCUUUCAUCUCCUAUCUCUGUUUUUCAUCUCCUAUCUCUGUUUUUCAUCUCCUAUCUCUGUUUUUCAGCUCCUAUCUCUGUUUUUCAUCUUCUAUCUCAGUUUUUCAUCUUCUAUCUCUGUUUUUCAUCUCUUAUCUCUGUUUUUCAUCUCCUAUCUCUGUUAAAUUGCUUUUCUAUCAUUUCUCUCAGUCUUUCUCUCUUUCUCAGUCCUUAAUCUCUUCUGCUUCUUUCUUUGUCUCCCUCCCUCCCUUACUUUUCUUUGAGGGUAGAGACUGUUGAUCAUUGUGUAGUAGACUGAAGGGUAGAGACUGUUGAUCAUUGUGUAGUAGACUGAAGGGUAGAGACUGUUGAUCAUUGUGUAGUAGACUGAAGGGUAGAGACUGUUGAUCAUUGUGUAGUAGACUGAAGGGUAGAGACUGUUGAUCAUUGUGUAGUAGACUGAAGGGUAGAGACUGUUGAUCAUUGUGUAGUAGACUGAAGGUAGAGACUGUUGAUCAUUGUGUAGUAGACUGAAGGGUAGAGACUGUUGAUCAUUGUGUAGUAGACUGAAGGGUAGAGAUUGUUGAUCAUUGUGUAGUAGACUGAAGGUUAAGGGCAGAGGAGACAGUUUUAGACCAACUAUCAUUUAGUGGUGGUGGUUGACUUGUGGUUAGGUUAGCAUAGCUGUGGUCGAGGAGCGGUCGAAGAGCGUUCAUGGUCCUGGCUAUGGAGGACGCCUGUCCCAACGGGGUGGAGGUAGCGGUGGAGUCCCCUCCGGAUGCAGCCGGGACGGGAGAGCAAGGCGAGACAGGAGAUGGGUCGGCUGGGGAGGGGGCGGCUGCUGAGCCCACAGAGGGAGCCGACACAUCAGGAGCGAUGCAGCAGGUGUUGAACAACCUGGGGGAGCUGCCCACCUCCACGGGGGCCAAAGACAUCGACCUCAUCUUCCUCAGAGGCAUCAUGGAGAGUCCCAUUGCCCAGGAGCGAUUGGAGGACGUGAGGCUGGAGGCGGUGCAGGACAACAACGUGGAGCUGGUCACAGACAUCCUGGGCGACAUCACCGCCCUCAGCGUCCGCGACGACAGAGUAGCGGAACUCUCCCGAAUCCUCCAGGAGCCCCACUUCCAGUCCCUCCUGGAGGCCCACGACAUGGUAGCCUCUAAGUGCUAUGAGGCUGUGCCCCCAGCAGAGCUGUCCAAUGAGGCGUUGGUGAACAGUGCUCUGAUGCAGGCCGACGCUGUACGCAUGAUCGGCAUCCGGAAGAAGGCUGGAGAACCACUGGGAGUGACGUUCAGAGUGGAGAAGGAGGAGCUGGUAAUCGCUAGGAUCCUCCACGGAGGAAUGAUUGACAGGCAGGGUCUGCUACACGUGGGUGACAUCAUAAAGGAAGUGAAUGGGCGGGACGUAGGGAACAACCCCACUGAGCUGCAGGAGAUGCUGAAGGACUGCAGCGGAGGAAUCACUCUGAAGAUACUGCCUAGUUAUAGAGAUGCACCUGCCCCACCACAGGUGUACGUGCAACCACACUUUGACUACGAUCCAGCCAAUGACCAUCUGAUCCCGUGUCGAGAGGCGGGGAUUGGCUUCAAGAGGGGGGACCUCCUUCAGAUUGUCAACAGAGAGGACCCCAACUGGUGGCAGGCAUGUCAUGUGGUUGGUGGAGCCACUGGACUGAUCCCCAGUCAGUUUCUGGAGGAGAAGAGGAAAGCCUUCGUCCCACGAGACUUUGACGGCUCAGGGAUCCUGUGUGGUACAAUAACUGGAAAGAAAAAGAAGAAAAUGAUGUACCUAACAGCCAGGAACGCAGAGUUUGAUAGGCACGAGCUGCAGAUCUAUGAGGAGGUGGCCAAGAUGCCCCCGUUCCAGAGGAAGACCUUGGUUCUGAUUGGAGCGCAGGGGGUGGGCCGCCGUAGCCUCAAGAACCGACUGGUGGUCCUCAACCCAACACACUUCGGAACCACCAUCCCCUUCACCUCCCGGCGUCCCCGUGACGAUGAACUGGACGGUAACUCAUACCAGUUCGUGACACGGACGGAGAUGGAGGCGGACGUGAAGGCGGGCCGUUACCUGGAGCACGGCGAGUACGACGGGAACCUCUACGGAACCAAGAUGGACUCCAUCCACGAGGUGGUGAACACGAGACGAACCUGCAUUCUGGACGUCAACCCACAGGCUCUGAAGGUACUAAAGACAGCAGAGUUCAUGCCGUAUGUGGUGUUCAUCGCAGCACCAGAGUUUGAGACGCUCAAGGCCAUGCACAAAGCUACGGUGGACGCUGGAAUUACCACCAAACAACUCACGGAUGUGGAUCUGAGGAAGACUGUUGAUGAGAGUGCUCGUAUCCAGAGGGCAUACAACCACUACUUCGACCUCAUCAUCACCAACGACAACCUGGAUCGCGCCUUCGAGACGCUACAGGCUGCCGUCGACAAACUCUGCUCCGAACCACAGUGGGUCCCCGUUAACUGGGUCUACUGAACCCCAACCGGACACUGUCUGACUGGGUCUACUGAACCCCAACCGGACACUGUCUGACUGGGUCAACUGAACCCCAACCGGACACUGUCUGACUGGGUCAACUGAACCCCAACCGGACACUGUCUGACUGGGUCAACUGAACCCCAACCGGACACUGUCUGACUGGGUCAACUUGACUGUGCGUGUUCAACCACCGAGGCAGGGGAAAGGACAUGAGAAAGGGGGUUGGUAAUCUGUGGUACUCUGACGGGGGGGAAACCAACCAAACCAAGCGCCUCCUCCUCUCUCCUUACUUCCCACAAUGCAACUGUUUUCUUCAGGAAACUCGAAGGGAAAGACUUCUUAUAUAUUUUGGUAUUUUGUAACUUUUUACGAACAAUCUUUCUAUUCAUACCAACCUUGAAUUCAAAAACAUGAAAAAAUAAACAUCAAGGCCAAACAUUUGAGCCAUAUUUUUUAAUUGAUUUGUUAUUACGUUAGUUUUUUUGUAGUUGUAUCCCUGAGAACGAAUGAUGUUUUCUCUUCUUGUCUGGGGACUGCUCUAGAAAGAGUAUUUAUUAUUGUUAUAUCAACACAGGUCAAUAAUGAAGAUGAGACACUAUGCAAUAUUCCAGAACUCUGAGCAGUGUUGCCAAGGAAACCUUUUUACGGCGCAUGUCAUUGCUAUGACAACUAGUGUGUCUCAGACCGAAUCCUGUGGACACCCCUUGUGUGAUUGUCGUAGACCACCCCCCCCUCCAAAUACCCUACAGUGUACUGUUAGGCUACCCCCUGACGUUUGUACUUACCUCUUUAGAAUUGUGACCUUAGCAAAAAUGAACUUGUCUGAAUAUCUAUCCCUCACAUAUCCCACAAAGAGAAUGAAAGGAAAAGAGCUUUCCACUUUACAUUGUACUAUUGAAUAUCAGCAUUUAAACACGGUGUUUCUUCGUCUUUCUUUUACUACCGUAGGAUUCACUGUCUUUUGUGGCUAUGAUGAUCAUUUUUAGCUUAGUGACUCUUUUUGUCUCCCAUGAUCCUUUGCUUUGUGUUUUCUAUAUUGAACAGACUACAUCCUGCUUUUACCAUUCACCAUCUACCCUGAUCUGUAUGUAAGGUGCUUGACGGUUUUUAAUUAGUUGAUGUGGCACGAAACAAUACUAUCCCACAGUCCUCCUCCGGUGUCAAAGCACCAAAGCCCUCCUCCGGUGUCAAAGCACCAAAGCCCUCCUCCAGUGUCUCCCACAGUCCUCCUCCAGUGUCUCCCACAGUCCUCCCCCAGUGUCUCCCACAGUCCUACUCCAGUGUCUCCCACAGUCCUACUCCGGUGUCAAAGCACCAAAGCCCUCCCCGGUGUCUCCCACAGUCCUACUCCAGUGUCUCCCACAGUCCUACUCCAGUGUCUCCCACAGUCCUACUCCGGUGUCUCCCACAGUCCUCCUCCGGUGUCUCCCACAGUCCUCCUCCGGUGUCUCCCACAGUCCUCCUCCGGUGUCUCCCACAGUCCUCCUCCGGUGUCUCCCACAGUCCUCCUCCGGUG
Molecule: messenger RNA, 4151 nt
Organism: Oncorhynchus tshawytscha (Chinook salmon)
Lineage: Eukaryota; Metazoa; Chordata; Actinopteri; Salmoniformes; Salmonidae
Product: protein PALS2-like
Exons: 12
Coding region: 869-2632 (587 amino acids)
Cellular component (GO): plasma membrane; cell-cell junction
Molecular function (GO): protein binding
Source: RefSeq, a predicted model, not a curated record